AUGUCCUCUCCCCACCACGUCGACAUGAGCGGCUACGAGGUCUCCUACCGCGCGAUCAUGUGUAUCCAUGAGGCUCACAGGACCUCGAGCAAGCCUGUCAAGGAGGUGUUCAAGAACGCCACCGACGAAGAGCUCGCCAGGCUCCGCGUCAAGUUCUCCACGAGCCCUGAAUGGCUCGCGUUGAGCAAGGCGCGAGACGAGCUCAUGCCCCACGACUUGGCCUGCCGCUGGGCCGACACUGCCAAGGGCAACGGCCUGGCUGCCGCCUACCUCGACGCAGGCGACGAGGACGACACUGGCGUGCGGGGCGUGUACGCCGGCAGCGCCGUUGACGACGACCGUGACGAGGCCCACGCCUGGGCGUCCGACAAGGCGCCGUACCACCAAGCGCUUCGCGACCACUACCGGCGCUUGGUCCGUGAUGGCCUGAGCGACUGGGCCGAGGGUACGCGUCACUGGCGCCCCAUGCUUCUUCUUUGGGCCGCCCUUGCGUACCAGCUCUUCCACUUUGUCGUCGACGAGCUCCAGGUCGACCUCAAGACCGUCAAGCGGCCUGCGGCGUCGAAGAAGAUUGUCAACCUUAUUCGCGGCAUCGCCCUCAUCAUGGAGGUCAUCAGCCAGAUGCUCCUCGGCCUCGUCAAGGGUCUCCCCGCCUGGGCCCGCCACUACGGCAUCCCCACCCUGUCCGGCCUCCACUCGCUCAACGAGCAGGCGGCGGUCCGCCUCAAGCCGUUCCCCGUCCGCCAACCCGUCGUUGGCCCCGUCCCGCCCACUCCCGCGGGCCUCACUCGUGCAUUCCCGCCUGCCCUCCCUCGUUCGGGGAUCCCGGACCACCUCUGGCCUGCGGCAGCACUCCCACCAGCUUUCGUGCCGUUCAAGGCCCCUGCGGGCUCCUCCGACAUCACCGUCGAUGAUGAUGGCAUGGACGAGGACGUCGACUGGGCCGUCGAGGAGGAGGCCGGUGCGUACGGCAACGAGGAGCCGCCUGCCGCGGGCCACGAGGAGGAGCUGCCCGGCCUGGCGGAGCUGUACGUCACGUCGCCAAUGGCCAGCUCCAUCGCCAGCGACGCCGAGACCCCGCCUCCGUCGAGCUUCGACUCCGAUGAGGAGGAGGGCCGCGACCACGACCACGACCGCGACGACCAGCCCCACAGCCUCCACCACCACCACCACCACCACGACAUUACCGGCGACACGCCGUCAUCCAGCUCGUCGGGUGUCGAGGACGGCGGAGAGGAAGAUGUCAUGGGCAUUGAGGAAGAGUGGGUCAUGGGCGGAGAGGAGGAGUACCUCAUGGGCGGCGAGGAAGAGCACCUCAUCGGUAUUGAGGAGGAGGAACAGCUCGGUGCGAAUGAGGAGGAACAACUCGGCUUCGAGGAGGAGCAGCUGGGCGCAGGCAACGAGGAGCUAUGGAUGUGA
Messenger RNA from Apiotrichum porosum, 1419 nucleotides. RefSeq lists its product as uncharacterized. The record is from RefSeq and is a predicted model, not a curated record. The transcript has a single exon. Lineage: Eukaryota; Fungi; Basidiomycota; Tremellomycetes; Trichosporonales; Trichosporonaceae. The coding region runs from base 1 to 1419 and encodes 472 amino acids.